Messenger RNA from Octodon degus (degu), 2202 nucleotides. It is a transcript of the gene Has2, whose product is annotated as hyaluronan synthase 2. Gene Ontology annotation, molecular function: hyaluronan synthase activity. The record is from RefSeq and is a predicted model, not a curated record. Gene Ontology annotation, biological process: hyaluronan biosynthetic process; extracellular matrix assembly. The transcript is spliced from 4 exons. The coding region runs from base 163 to 1821 and encodes 552 amino acids. NCBI's taxonomy places the organism in Eukaryota, Metazoa, Chordata, Mammalia, Rodentia, Octodontidae.
GACUCCCCCUACAUUUUUAAAUGUUGCUUUUAAAUUUCUUAUUUUUUCUGGCCGGUCGCCUCAAAUUCAUCUGAUCUCUCAUUACCUGACUUCGUACACCGCCGUCGCGCCCCCGGGCCGCACCGACCGAGGCCGAGGACUUUAUGACCAGAGCGGAGCAAGAUGCAUUGUGAGAGGUUUAUAUGCAUCCUGAGAAUAAUCGGAACCACACUUUUUGGCGUCUCUCUCCUUCUUGGCAUCACAGCUGCGUACAUCGUCGGCUACCAGUUCAUCCAGACGGACAAUUACUAUUUCUCCUUUGGACUGUAUGGUGCCUUCCUGGCGUCACACCUCAUCAUCCAAAGCCUUUUUGCCUUUUUGGAGCACCGGAAAAUGAAGAAGUCUCUAGAAACCCCCAUUAAGUUGAACAAAACCGUCGCCCUCUGCAUCGCGGCCUACCAGGAAGACCCAGACUACCUGCGCAAGUGCCUGCAGUCUGUGAAGAGGCUCACCUACCCGGGGAUCAAGGUCGUCAUGGUCAUCGACGGGAACUCUGACGACGACCUCUACAUGAUGGACAUCUUCAGCGAAGUCAUGGGCAGGGACAAGUCAGCCACUUACGUCUGGAAGAACAACUACCACGUGAAGGGUCCUGGUGAGACGGAGGAGUCGCAUAAAGAGAGCUCCCAGCAUGUGACGCAGUUGGUCUUGUCCAACAAAAGCGUGUGCAUCAUGCAGAAGUGGGGUGGAAAGCGAGAAGUCAUGUACACGGCCUUCAGAGCCCUGGGACGGAGUGUGGACUAUGUGCAGGUGUGCGACUCAGACACCAUGCUUGACCCCGCCUCAUCUGUGGAGAUGGUGAAAGUUCUAGAAGAAGAUCCCAUGGUCGGAGGAGUUGGGGGAGACGUCCAGAUUUUAAACAAGUAUGAUUCCUGGAUCUCCUUCCUCAGCAGUGUGAGAUACUGGAUGGCGUUUAACAUUGAGAGAGCCUGCCAGUCCUAUUUCGGGUGUGUCCAGUGCAUCAGUGGGCCCCUGGGAAUGUACAGAAACUCCCUGCUGCAUGAGUUCGUGGAAGAUUGGUACAACCAGGAAUUUAUGGGCAACCAGUGCAGCUUUGGUGAUGACAGGCACCUAACCAACCGGGUGCUGAGUCUGGGCUACGCCACGAAAUACACAGCUCGAUCCAAGUGCCUUACCGAAACCCCGAUUGAGUAUCUCAGAUGGUUGAACCAGCAGACCCGCUGGAGCAAGUCUUACUUCCGAGAGUGGCUGUACAAUGCCAUGUGGUUCCACAAGCACCACUUGUGGAUGACCUACGAAGCAGUCAUCACUGGAUUUUUCCCCUUCUUUCUCAUUGCCACAGUGAUCCAGCUCUUCUACAGGGGUAAGAUCUGGAACAUCCUCCUCUUCUUGUUGACUGUCCAGCUAGUAGGUCUCAUAAAAUCAUCCUUCGCCAGCUGCCUUAGAGGAAACAUCGUCAUGGUUUUUAUGUCUCUCUACUCAGUGUUGUACAUGUCAAGUUUACUUCCUGCCAAGAUGUUUGCAAUUGCAACCAUAAACAAAGCUGGGUGGGGCACGUCUGGAAGGAAAACCAUUGUUGUCAACUUCAUCGGACUCAUCCCAGUGUCAGUGUGGUUUACAAUUCUCCUGGGUGGUGUGAUUUUCACCAUUUAUAAGGAAUCUAAAAAGCCAUUUUCUGAAUCCAAACAGACAGUUUUAAUUGUUGGCACUCUGAUCUAUGCAUGCUAUUGGGUCAUGCUGUUGACACUGUACGUGGUCCUCAUCAACAAGUGUGGCAGGAGGAAGAAGGAGCAACAGUACGACAUGGUGCUGGACGUAUGACCGGAGCCGGCUGGGUUUGCAGUUACGCUCAUGGGACCUCCUCCAGGGCUGACAGUUUGUGGCAGCAGGCAGGGCCGCCAGGAAGACACUUCGCUGCUGCUGGAACUCGAACAAAGACAUUUCUGUGGUUUGUUGUGAUUCUGCCAAAGCAAAAUAACGCAUCAAGAAGACCCUCCGAUGUAACCUGUUGCGUCUAGAAAACAGAAUGAACCCUCUGUGUGCGCACUUUGUCCUGUCCUGCACGCCGCCUGGCAGCGCUGGCCCUAUAUACCUCACUAGCUGUGCUUUCUGUGGGUUCUCAUGGGAGAAAACGAUUUCGGAGACUCAAGGAAAAGUCCUUUCAGCCUGUACAACUAAUUUAUGGACUGCUCAAUAGCUAAU